AUGACCACUAUAGUCCGCAAAGACACGAUCACAAAGAAUACAAGCAAGGAGGUUCCAAGCCAAAGCGACCCGCCUCCAAAUGCGGAGAAGGAUACGUCUAUGGAAAUAGACGAGAUAGAAUCCGAAUGCUCGGAAGCUACCCCGAAACGCCCUACUACUCCGGAGAUCAGAGUCCUAUCGAAAGAAGAUCAGAUCAGACUCCGGGUCAAAGAGCACGUAUCGCUCUGGAAACAAUGUCAAGUAGCUACUCAAGAAGGUCCAACCACAAAGCUACGAGCCUUACUGACCACCGCUCAGGAGAGUCAGAAAGCUCUUCAGAAACUCAUAGACAACGAGGAAAUCGAAGGCUACGUGAAGGGGUGGAACCCUUGGGACGAGAAGAAGAUACAUUUCCCGUCCCCGCCGAAGAAGAGCUUAGUGAAAUUCAAAAGAAACGAGUCGGGCAAAAAGCAAAGCUCGACGUCGACCAAUUUCUCCGAUCCCGUCAAGUGGAAAAGAGUUACCGAUCUUCUUCAAAUAGCCAACGGCCUAUAUCAGAAUCUCCAAUAG
Molecule: messenger RNA, 549 nt
Organism: Puccinia graminis f. sp. tritici CRL 75-36-700-3
Lineage: Eukaryota; Fungi; Basidiomycota; Pucciniomycetes; Pucciniales; Pucciniaceae
Exons: 1
Coding region: 1-549 (182 amino acids)
Source: RefSeq, a predicted model, not a curated record